This is a messenger RNA of Melampsora larici-populina 98AG31, 681 nucleotides long. RefSeq lists its product as uncharacterized. The transcript has 4 exons. Gene Ontology annotation, cellular component: cytoplasm. NCBI's taxonomy places the organism in Eukaryota, Fungi, Basidiomycota, Pucciniomycetes, Pucciniales, Melampsoraceae. The record is from RefSeq and is a predicted model, not a curated record. The coding region runs from base 1 to 681 and encodes 226 amino acids.
AUGGACAACUUGGAUCCAAUUCCUAUUCAAUCAACAAAUGCACUUCGUUCACUCCUAUCUAUGAUUCAAUCGCAUCAACCUACCUCUCCAAGAAAAACUGGAUUAUAUGCCCUCUCAAGACUAUGGUCACAUCUGGAUUUACAACUUCUCUUGGUAUCAUAUGAACAAGAAGUGAUGGAAAAACAACUCGAGAUAACAGCCGACAAGGUCUUGAAUAGUGAAUUGGAUCAUCAAACGAGUCGACUCGAGACAAGGAUGUACAAAUUUUUAGCUUAUCUUGGUCAGUGUUUUAAAACUCGAUUCAACCCAUUGCACUUGGAGAAAAACGGUUUUCAUCCGAUUCAACCGCAUAGUAGGAAGAGAUACGCUUUUCCCGAACUCAAUCAAACUAUUCGAAAUGCUAUUCAGCUGCACAAUGGCUUGGUAUUCCCAAAAUUAAACUGGCCUGCACCUCAACUUCGCUUUCAUUUACACAGCUUGAAGCUUACCAUUCCAAACUCCAGUGAUUGUAUAGCUCACCAUCUGAAUCAUGGUAAAGAGAAGUAUUGUAACAGCACCUUUCCUUUCGUGCUUGUUUUACGAGAAUGGUUCAGCCUGAACCCAGCCCACAAAUUCAGAUGCUUUGUCAAAGACCGCACACUGAUUGGUGAGCAUAAUUCAUUAAUCUCGAAGCAAAGGUGA